AUGGCAGUUUUAAAACCAUCAGGCCCCUGAAGCCUGCAGCUCCUUCCUUUCUUCCACGGGAUCUUCCUUCAUCUUCAAGAAAUAAUGUCCUUGUGCGACAAGGCACUGCAAGACCACUCAGCAGCAGUAAGGAUGAACGCCAGGGUUUGCCUUGGCUGGCCGAAAGUGCCUCCUUUUGGUGCUCCCUGCAUCAACCUUAAGGCAGUGUUCCAUUCCCAUGGCAACGCAUUGUCUCCAGAUCCAGAAGCCCAGCUUCAGCGAGACUCCUCAUGGCCCGGGCACCCGCACAGGCCCGAGGUAGCAGAGGUCUGAACUGCCUGGCCCGGAAGAUGCAAGCCAACCCCAUCUGCAUUCCAACUGUUAGCAAUGACGCCGACUGGGACUUCUGCUUCCACCUGUCACAGCAAACUGGAAUCCCAGCACAAGAAACAGAUGACUUGUUCUCUACUUGUUACUGUGAGGAGACUGAGGAAGACACUGCACAUCAGGAAGCGGGGAUGACCGUUGACUGUCUGUCUAUUCCCAAAAAAAAGUUAGCUCAGUCCCAGAAGAAAAUUAAUCAAUUCAUUAACAGCAAAAUGAGCACCAAAGCAAACAAGGAGCUGAUUCGGUGUUUCAUCCUCUCUCAGAUUGUUUUUGGGAAAGAACAUUGGAAAUGUGCACAGGCUUUAGCCAACCUGGCGUAUGGUUACCUGACACUGAGAGGCCUCCCAGCUCAGGCCAAGAAACAUGCGGAGAAAGCCAGGAACACACUGCUGACCUGGAAGCGAAAUACAACUUCAGACAAGGAUAAGAAGGAAAUCCUGGAAACUCUGGUCAGACUCUACUAUACUCUGGGGGUAGCCUGGCUCCUACAAAACCAUGGCAAACAGGCCUACAUCCACCUGCAGAAAGCAGAGAGAAAUAUGAAGGAACUGAAAGAAUUAAACAACGGUAACAUUUGUGGAAUCCAAGUCUCGGAGAAAGACCUAACCAUUGCUUUGGGGAGAGCCUCCUUGGCUAUGCACAGGAUGAACCUAGCCCUGGCGUACUUUGAGAAGGCAAUCUGCGAUGUUAUCCUUGACAAGGGUCACAACACGUCAGAGCUGAUUAGUUUGUACGAAGAAAUCGCUCAGAUCGAGCAGCUGAGGAAGAACCACAAACAGGCCAUCCAGUACUUGCAGCAGGCCUAUUCUAUCUGUGUUUCUUCGUUUUCUGAAGUCAGCCCCCAAACUGCUGAGGCGAGUGCUUUACUAGCGAAAGCGUAUGCCAUGUCUGGAGCAUCCGAGUACAGGGAUGCGGUUGAGAUAUAUUUUAUAAGAAGUAUUAGUACAUACCAAACUCUGGGCUCAGAAGACUAUGAAACUCUUACCGCCAUUGAAGACUUUUGUACGUGGCUCAUCGAAAAUGGUGAAAAACAGGAGGCUUACAGACUUCUAAAGUCUACCCUGAAUUCUGGCAACUUUGGGGACUGCGGCAAAAAGGUAGCUGAAACCUUUUAUAACAUGGGCAGCAUCUGUUUUGCCAAGGGAGAACUCGGAGAAGCAAUUGAGCUACUGAGCAAGUGUCUGAUGAUUCAGAGUCUUGUCUAUGGAAGUGAACACAUUAAGAGCAUAGAGACUAAAAGCCUCCUUUCCCUAUUGCAGAGGGCAAGUUUAUCCAGAUGGAAAAAAGUAGCUGCUCCAGGAAAGAAGAAAAGUGCAUGCAGAGACAGAAUGGAGUGAAGGAGGGCGAUGCCCAGGACGAAAGCUACUGUGGGUUGAACACAACCACGUGCUGAGAGGGCUGGAGAACUGCACCAGAGUCUCAGUACCUCACUGAGCAGUUUAUCAAGGAACACGCUAAUAGACUGGAAGUGGUUUCAGUCACAGCCUGUUUACAGCCACCGAAACUGCUUUGUGAGUAACGCUUGAGUCUCCUGCGACAUCUGCCUUGAUCUGAUUGUAUGCUAGAAUCAGAAAGGACCUUAUUUUAUAAGUGACCUGUGGAUAGUAGAAAAGAGAUUAAGGCAUUUGUUUAAGGUUAGUCUGGUAGUUAUUCCUGGAUUAUAGAUGGGGCUUCCUUUCACACUGCCUCCACCAAUCUAAGGAUUUUAAAAACUUUAGAAAGGGGAGGGCUGGAAAGAUAGCAUAUCAAGGGGUAUAAGCAUGAAUACCUAUAUUCGAGCACUGAAGCCAUGUAAGAUAGAGGGCUGCAUGUGGUGGCAUGUAUCCGUAAUCCCAGCACUCCUAGGAGACAUGAGAGGCAGAGACAGGAGAAUCUCCUGGGAGUAAAAGCUGAUGGGCCAGCUUAGCCUGGAGUAUUGCUGCUGCAACAAAAUUAUGUUAUUUUUCAUGUAUGCAAAAAAGGCAAGAGAGAAAUUUCAUAUUAGUUUAGACAACUUUAAAAAAAAAAGCCCCCCUUCAGCUUGCUACCUGAAUUGACUUAAUGGAAUUCAAAGACUUUGUCUUUGGGAAACUUAGUGUCUCGCUACCAAGUACCCUUUCAAUUAGUACUCACAGAACAUUUCCGUUCUUUAUUCAAGAACUAACUUGUUCAGCCUGUAAAAUCCAGUAAUCAUACAAUUCCAAGUGAUAGGAAGUGAUGAGCAGUGUUUGGCUGUGGCCAGAGCACACAUAUACCAUUUCAUAUCAAGGCUAGCCCACAGACUGGUUGGUUUUCUCUGGGCUGCUGCCAUCUUUUCCCCAGAAUGCCUUAGUCUGGCAGUCAGAAUCAAAGUCCCCAGGUGCAGUCCUGACUCUGCUUUUUUAUCAUUGAUUGUUUGCUGGUUACUCGGCUUGUCAUUGUUAGCUUCAGUCCCGCCUGGAGAUGGAACUUCUGCUCUCAUCCAGAAGUUCUGAUUGCCUCAAGUAGCAUCGGAAGAGUUGUCUCCACUUCCAUAUAGUGGUUUAUUGUGGGGAGCGGGUGUGGCGGCAGUCCCAAAGGCGCCAGGGACUGCAGCUAAGUCAUAUGACUUGCACCUGACUUCCUCAUAUAAGACACAAACAUCUUGAGUGCUGCGCAGGUGUACCAGGAUACAGGUGAAUCCAAUUUGGUGGAGAUUUGCCCCUGCUGCACUGAUUAGCUGAAGCCUCGUGACUGGCGAGGGGGCGUGGCCUGCGGUGCGUGGAUGAGAGAGAGUAUAAAAGGAGUGAGAGGCCCAGGGUUCGGGGGAGAUAUAAACAAGAAGAAUCAGGACUGAAUAAACUGCUGUUAGAAGGACUGGUGGUCGCGUCGUUCUUGCUGGUCGAGAGCGGGCGCGACAGUUUAUGGAUUUGGGAAAGAUAGAGACACAAACCACUGUGGUAACUGUGUGUUUAGAGGUAAGAGUAGUUUCACCAACUUAAAAUCUUAUUGCUUUGUGAACUCAAAGAAACAGUAGAAAUGCUGAGUAUAACGUAACCUAAUUUUGAAAUUGCACUAUCUUUGGAAAACUAGGUAAGUACCAAGCUGCUUUCUAAAUUCAAUCAGUUGGGAGCCAGCAAGUGGAUUCCACAAUCAAACUCUUGAUGUUUUCUACAUCCAAGUGCUAACCAGGGCCAACUCUGCCUACCUUCCAAGACCAGACUAAACUCUAUAUGUUUGGGGUAGUAUGGCUGUAGACAUAUGCAUACAGUUGCUAAUGGGCCUGAACUACACUACUCUUUUGAAUUAGUUAGUAGACACUGGCAUUUUGGGGUGUAUGAGGUUAAGUUAUUUUCUUAUGAUCUCCAUAUCGAGUUAGAAGAAAUCCAAGCCCAAAUCAGACCAUGUCAUAUGGAGACGUUUAAGCAGUUUUAGCAAAGUUUCUGCAACCUGUCCAUCAGCUCGUUGUACUUAAGAUGUGAGUCAUCAAUUCACUCCUUCGUAUCAAAGUUCCACCUGUUCAGAGACCAGACAAUACUGUUCCAACCUAGUUAGUAACAGCAACCAAACCUCUCGGAUAAUAACAGCAAGCAAAACCUUUCAGACAGUAACAGUAGGAAGGAAGACUAUUUAGGAACCAAACUUCUAUAUCAUCCCUAGAGGGACAGGCCACAACCCUAAUAGAUAGGACUCAUCUUUUUCAUGAAAGGGUAAGGCACUUCUCUGAGUUAAUUUAGUCAGUUUACAAUCCUGAAUUUCUUUAGCUUUACCAAGGGUAUCUAUAGCUAUCGUAUACGAAUCCAUAAGCUAUUUAAUUUCACAAGAAAAACAUAUUGCAAAGGUAAUCAAAACUCCUAUCCAUAACAGAUUUGCACAUUCAAGUACUCCUAGCGUUCCUAACUGCAGCACUGUCUAUUUGCCACGCUCUCCGGUUGAGUCAGCUUGACAGGCUGAGGCUUAAAAGCUACUCAUGAGGCAAAAGAGUUUCAUAGAAACUCGCUCCUGGA
This is a messenger RNA of Mus musculus (house mouse), 4310 nucleotides long. It is a transcript of the gene Ttc23l, whose product is annotated as tetratricopeptide repeat domain 23-like. The record is from RefSeq and is a predicted model, not a curated record. The transcript is spliced from 13 exons. Gene Ontology annotation, cellular component: spindle; centrosome; midbody. NCBI's taxonomy places the organism in Eukaryota, Metazoa, Chordata, Mammalia, Rodentia, Muridae. The coding region runs from base 270 to 1703 and encodes 477 amino acids.